Messenger RNA from Schistocerca cancellata (South American locust), 480 nucleotides. RefSeq names its product motor neuron and pancreas homeobox protein 1-like. NCBI's taxonomy places the organism in Eukaryota, Metazoa, Arthropoda, Insecta, Orthoptera, Acrididae. Gene Ontology annotation, molecular function: sequence-specific double-stranded DNA binding; DNA-binding transcription factor activity, RNA polymerase II-specific. Bases 58 to 480 code for a protein of 140 amino acids. The record is from RefSeq and is a predicted model, not a curated record. The transcript has 4 exons. Gene Ontology annotation, cellular component: nucleus. Gene Ontology annotation, biological process: spinal cord motor neuron cell fate specification; central nervous system development; neuron projection morphogenesis.
GCCGCCGCCGCCGCCGCCGCUGCCGCCGCCAGCGUGCCGCCCGCGCAGCACGUCCACAUGGAGUGGCUGGCGCGAGCUUCGCUGCUCUACCCGCGCAUCCCCGACCUCACAGGAUGCGGCGGGCCGCAGCACGCACUGCUGGGGAAGACGCGCCGGCCGCGCACCGCCUUCACGUCGCAGCAGCUGCUGGAGCUGGAGAAGCAGUUCCGCCAGAACAAGUACCUGUCCAGGCCCAAGCGCUUCGAGGUCGCGACCAACCUCAUGCUCACCGAGACGCAGGUGAAGAUCUGGUUCCAAAACCGGCGCAUGAAGUGGAAGCGCAGCAAGAAGGCGCAGCAGGAGGCGAAGCUGAAGGAAGAGUGCGAGAAGCGGAAGGCGGAGCCCGAGAGCGGCGGCGGCGGCGGAGGGGGCCGCAGACCCUACUCCAGAUCUAAGACUAUCACGGUGGAUCCUCCUCAUGUAACAAUCAACCAGUUGUAA